AUGGCUACAACUACAAGUUCUGCUCAACACUUUAUUGAGUGUGAACACUGUGAAGAAAAUCCGUCAAAAUUUUUGUGCAAAACUUGUUCUGGUCAUAUGUGUGAAAUGUGCAAGACAGACCACGAGAUGAGGAAAUUCACCAGACAUCACGAAAAAACAGAACUGACUUCAGAUAAGGAAUAUACAACAGAACGUCCACAUUGUUUUCUCCACAUCACAAAAAAGCUAGAAUGUUAUUGCUCUUCCUGCCAAAAGCCUAUAUGCACCCAGUGUCUAAUUGAAACACAUAAUGGUCAUAAAGUAGAGAAUCUGGAAGAAACGUACGAGAAGAUUAGGAGAGAUCUUCAAAUGGAGAAGGAGGAAAUAGAAACAGUACUUAUGCCAAAAUAUCGGGAUUUGUUGUCGAAGGAAGAAGCCAAGACUUCAGAUGUAUCAAAGAGAGCAGACCAAGGUCGGAAGCAAAUUGAGGAUCACACAGAAAAGUUAAAAACAAGAUUUUUAAUGUUCCAAGAAGAAAGUGUUGAGGAUUAUCGUCCUGGUGAUGUGGAUCAAAUUUUGAGCGAAAAACAAUUUGGCGAUUCUCCUAAUUUUCACUCAAAAGAAGAUAUAAAGGAGAUGAAGAGAAAGAGACAAGAGACGCCGGUUAUGUGCUGUGAAGAGUACCCUGAAAUUGAAGACUUUCACAGAUCACUCUUCUUAGAAGGUGAAGAUAAAGAUUAA
Saccostrea cuccullata (small rock oyster) is the source of this 720-nucleotide messenger RNA. RefSeq names its product E3 ubiquitin-protein ligase TRIM45-like. The transcript is spliced from 2 exons. The record is from RefSeq and is a predicted model, not a curated record. NCBI's taxonomy places the organism in Eukaryota, Metazoa, Mollusca, Bivalvia, Ostreida, Ostreidae. Bases 1 to 720 code for a protein of 239 amino acids. Gene Ontology annotation, molecular function: zinc ion binding.